AUGUUGGUGGCUUUCAGAGCGGCAGAUUCGCGGGAUGCUCAUUUCUGGAGUUACACCGAGGUUCCGCUUGAGUGUCUGCAUGGAAGUGAAAUGUACAACCUGGUGCAGGAUGUAUAUUUAUCAAAGCCUGGAUACGACUUGGCCCUGUCCCUCGGCGUCAGCGUUGAGGAUGAUGUUCUCUAUGGAGUUUUCGUAAAGGGUUGGGAUGUCGAGGAAACGAUACCAUCAUCACAGAGCGCGCUUUGUGUGUACUCAAUGGCCACGGUGGAAAAAAUUUUCCUGGAAAACAUCGAGCUGUGUUUCAAAGGUGAAACCAGUAAGGUGAGUAGUAAUUUGGGAAGUUUUUUUUUUUUAAUGUGA
Molecule: messenger RNA, 360 nt
Organism: Gongylonema pulchrum
Lineage: Eukaryota; Metazoa; Nematoda; Chromadorea; Rhabditida; Gongylonematidae
Source: the annotation of a GenBank genome assembly